Messenger RNA from Cladocopium goreaui, 8145 nucleotides. The record is from the annotation of a GenBank genome assembly. NCBI's taxonomy places the organism in Eukaryota, Dinophyceae, Suessiales, Symbiodiniaceae.
AUGAAAGAAUACCGGCGAAGAGUUCUGUUCGCCUAUGGUUCUUUAGAGGGCGACGGUGACACACCGGAGAAGGAGGCGGCGGAUUUAGAGCGGAAGCAGAAAAGGUUUGCGACCAAGUUGAUCAAUGGUUUGCACGGAGAGGCCUGGAGAGCCGUGGAGCAUUUGACCGUGGACCCUGCGAAGCUGAAGAAGAAGGAUGGCUACAAAGAAAUCUUUGCAGCACUUCAGUCAAUUGAGAAAGAGGGCAUCAUCAAGAAGACUGAAGCCUUUGACAGGUUUUUUGAGCAGACGACCAGACGCAGGGGAGAUCCAGUGGACCAAUACUUGCGAAAGAAGAUUCAGGCAUGGGAGGAUUUGAAAGACCUGGACGAGACAUCGGCUAUGAGCGAAGACCUUUUGAGCUAUUUUGUUUUGAAAGGUUGCAAUUUGUCUCGCGAAGAUCGCCGUUCCAUUCUACUGGCAAAUCAGAGUGCUUAUGCCCGUCAAGGGAUCAUGCAAUCAUUGCGUGUGUCCUUCCAUGACUUGCAUGAGAGAGAGAAGACUCAUCCUGGCCGAGAUCUACGACGUCCCAUGGGCAAAGGUGGCAGAAAGGGCUAUGCAGUGCAUGAAGAAGAUGAAGCCUGGGAUGAAGAUGCCACAGCCAAUGAGGCCUACUACGAUGAAGCCGAGGAUGGAUAUGAAGAGUCAUGGGAUGAGCAAGCUGAAGAUGCCAUGCAUGCUGCUGGCGAUGAAGAUCAAGCUGGCUCCGAUGAGGGAGCGUCCAAUGAUGACCAGGUGUAUGAGGCCUACAUGGCUAUGAACAAGUCUCGCUCAGGUUAUCAGGAAGCCCGGAAGAAGCUGCGCGAAGUUCAGAAGUCAAGGGGCUUUUACAAGAACUCCUUCAAUGAGGACCGUCAGCAUCUCAUCAACCGCGAGAAAUCCAAGAGCCGCUGUCCGGCCUGUCACAGAGUUGGCCAUUGGGCAGGUGAUCCUAGCUGUCCCAAAGCCGGCAAUUCAGGGCCCAAUCGUGGUGGCGGAAAAGGCAAGAACAAAGGACGUUUCCAGAAGAAGGGCAAGUCCGCCUACAUGGUUUCGGAUGAUCCUUCGUUUUUCAACUUGACAGAUUUGGAUGACGAGGGAGCAGAUUUGAUCCUUUCUCCCGAACAUUGCCUGAUGGUUCGCGGUGAAGAUGGUGAUGAUGAACAUGACAUGCUGCAAGACUCUGGAUACACUGAGACAGAUGAUCGUCGCAAGCCUCCGGCAUCCUAUGCAUCCUCAGACUGGGAGCGCAUCAGUUCGAGCCCGAUGCCCGGAGCAAGCCAUUCCUGGGAAGUUCAGCCCGAAGUCCCAGCGAGAUCCGUCUCAGAGACCCAGGAAGUCAUUCGUCCAGUUGUGCAUGCCCACAUCGAGACCAAGGAGGUUGAGAGCUUGACGGCAGUGAAACCUUCGGAUUUGAAUGACAAGAAGGCAUAUGAGUUGCAAGAGAUUUGCAACCGUUGGGGCAUUCAGACGUCAGGCAACAAGAAGGUUUUGAUCGAUCGUCUCAACCUUUUGUUUUCAGGAGCACCAGUGCCAAAGAAGAAUUGCACUAUGAAGUUCUUGCGUUUGAUCGAUGAGGGCCAUAGCAGUGGCAGUGAGGUUGAGAAGGUUGCCGGUACUUUUCGUGCCCCAAUUUUGGAGCCCAAGUCUUUUGCCGCUCCAAAGCCCAAAGCCAAGUGCAAGCCUUCCUCAGAUGAAUCGGCAUACAUGUUGCAUGAAGCGCCAAAAUCGGAGAAGAAGCCUGACAAGCAGAUUCGUCUCUCUGACUUGGAAGAGGGCAAGCCUGUGGCAGUCCGUUCUUUGGCUGCAGCAAUUUCCCAAAGACUGGAUGCAGAUUCACAAAGACCGCAGAGCAAGGUCUUCAGACCAUCAAUGCUCAAGGAGCCUGUGGCUCCACGCAGUGACGGAAGUUUGACAAGGGAAGCACCCCUGGAACAGCGGGGGAUGUUGCAUGAGAAUUUGUACAAUGCUGAUUUUACCUUUGCUUUUGUUGCCAAUGAGGAUGGUGAUAGGGUAGAUGUCACAGGAGAGGUGCAAGAAGCUUUAAGGUCACACCAUCAGCUGGGUAAUGGCUCCAAUGCUGAUGAAUCCAAGUUGGGCCUCGUGGACACAGCCUGCACGAGUUGCAUGCAUUCCCGUAAGUGGAGGGAAGCCUAUGAAAAGACAUUGCCUUCUGGAUUUGUUUGCCAAAAGACUGACCGCACCAAGAUUUUCCAUUUUGCUGACGGAAGUUCAACUUCUACCAAGGUUCCAGUGUGGAAGAUACCAAUUUUUCUGGGCAACCGUCCAGGGAUGGUGCAGUCAGCUGAGAUUGACACAGGCACGACCCCGCUCCUGCUCAGCAUUUCAGCCCUUGCAGCUCUUGAUGCCAUUUUGUUUGUGAGGAAGAAAAUCAUGCGGGUAGAGGAAUUGCAGCUUGAUAUCCCCAUGGUUGAAACAUGCACCAAGCACUUAGCAGUGAAGGUUUCGUUUGAUGAGGAUUGUCCAGAGUUCAAACCAGCAGGACAUGGAGCGCCGGUUUGUCACUCCAUCAACGAUGAUCUUUUUGUUUAUUACAACAACGAAGCUAAGUUGUGUGUUUUGUCUGGCGAUUCCACAGUGCAAGUUCCAGACCAAGAUUUUAGCUGCAAGGCACAAUUUGGGCCUCGGGGCAUUCAGUUGAGUGACAAGCGCUGUGAUUUGCAGGUCAGACGUGCCAAGGAGCUAGCCAAGGUCACAAGGCGUUUGAGGUUAGAAGACCAGCGUUCUUGGGCAGCCCUUCGCUGUCAAUACUCUUUGGCAGAACAAGCCGCAACUAGGGGUUUUCAGAAUACCGUGAUUUUUGAACCGUUUGGAGGCAAAUUUGGAGUCACACGUGUUGCCAGUAGCGAGUGGGGCUGGACCAAUAGCCAGCCACUUGACCGAUUAGAUGGACAUGAUCUUUUAGCUCAAGAAGGCCAAGCACUACUUUGGAAGACUUUAGCAAUUCACCAGCCUUUUCUUGUCCUGAUAGCUUUUGAUUGCCGAAUCUGGAGUUUGCUCACCAACAUGAGCCCGAGUGUCAAUUGGGAGCUGCUGAGAAAGACAAUCGGCAAGAAAACCUUGAAGCUAGUCAAGGACAUUUGUAAGUAUCAACAUGACCACAACAGGUACUUUCUGCUGGAAAAUCCGUUGCCUUCUGCAGCUUGGACUUACCAUGACAUUUUGAAGAGUUUGUUGACAGACUGUGGUGGCAAAUUUGUCAUUGGCGAUCAGUGUCCAUACGGUCAACGUGAUCCAGUCAGUGGGCUGCCUGAGCAAAAGCGCACUGGUUGGUUGGGCAAUUCUGAAGUGAUUCUCAAUGAAGUCGGCCGUAGGUGUAGUUGUCCACAUGGCUCACAUCAACACAUCGUUGGCAAUAACCAGUUUGGCCAGCGAUCCAAGCAAGCGGCUUCAUACCCCACCGCUUUGUGCCGGGCGAUUUGCCGAGGUGUUCUCAAGGAGAUGCAAUUGAUCUAUGUGAUCAACGAGUUGCGUGGCGAGCAUGCCAUGCCGGUGGAGGAUGAGGAAGAUGCCGAGAUGGAAGAAGUGUCUAGGCCAGAUGAGGGGCCUAACCCAGGAGUAGAUGAGGACUCUUGGGAACUGGAUGAAGUCAAUCUAGAACUUACCCGUCAUCACCGAGUCCCUAGAAGGCAUCUUUUUGUUCCAUUGCUUGGAUCUGAGACACCGGUCCCAUUGGACAGGUUGACAGGCCAGAGGACAGUUCACUGCAAAACUGUCAAUGAAGACAGAACUUGGACAUUCACUGACAACUGGACAGAUCGAGUUGAUGGUGGCCGAGAGUUGGAUAGAUUUUGGGUUGGUCGCACGGUUUUUGCUUUGCAUCCACUUGAACUAGCUCUACCAGAAGAAAGUGCACCUCAGGAAGUAGAGAAGAAAGGAGCUUUGAGAAGAAGACGAGUCAGAACUCGGCAACUUCAGCGGGGUCUUUGGUCCAUAGAUCAAAACCAGAUGGUCAAGACCUUGAUGGAACUGGCUCAUGAGAGGUAUCAAGAAAGUGGGGCCAGUGGGAAUUGGAUCAUUUUAGACCUGACCACAGAGGUUGGAAAAGAGUGGAAGGCGUUGGAGUCUGCACAAGUUGAUCUUCGUUUGAUACUUUCCUCAGUUGACGCCAGACGACUUCGAAAGCCACAACCUCAUGCUCAGGCAGCUGAAGUUCCCUUGCGAAAGACUCUGCUCCUCAUGUCCAGCGGCGACAUUUUGUCGACUGGCUGGGAAGAUUGGCAACAAAUAGCACCAGGGUCGCAAAUGAGACCUUUACCAAGACAACCGCGGAGGCUGUGUAUCACCCUCUUCGGUGCCCAAAUAGGAGCCGAUGAGGUAGAAGAUGGUGAUGGUGAGCCUACAGAUCCUUUGAGACAUCGUGAAGAAGAAAGGCUCAGGAAAUGGAAUGCUCUUCCUAGAGAGCUCAAGUUGGCCAUACAGCGCAUUCACACCAACCUUGGACAUGCCCGUUUGCCCGACAUGCUCAGAGCACUUAGGAUUUCCAAAGCUUCAGAAGUGGCGCUAAAGGCAUGCCGACUUUUCCGAUGCUCUUCAUGUCCACGACUUUUGGAGCCAAAAAUACCACGGCCUUCGAGGCUACCUCAGGUUGAUGAGUUCAACGUGGUAGUUGGCUUAGAUGUUUUCAGUGAAAAAGACGCCAGCGGUGGCGAAUGGACAUGGCUCAAUGUCGUUGACGAGGGCACUGGUUUUCAGGUUUGCACUUUGCUGGGUGAAACUUUCAGAAACCCGACGAGCCAAGAAGUUUUGCAAGCUUUUGAAGUCGGUUGGUGCAAUUGGGCAGGAAUGCCUGAGAGAGGUCUAGUGCUUGAUAGGGCAAAGUACUUUUUAGGCACGUUGGCAGCGCGAAUGUCCGAAGAAGGUUGUGUGGUGGAUUUUGCAAGCAAGGCAUCGCCGUGGCAGAUAGCUUAUGUGGAAAGAGCAGGAGGCACUUGGAAGACCACUUUCAGACGUUUAGUCUGGGCAGAACAAGUUUCCGGAAGAGAAGAUGUUUUGGUGGCGACAGGUGCCAUCAAUGCAGCUAGAAACAAUCUAGCACGUAGAAGUGGUUUCUCACCGGCACAAUGGGUGCUGGGAAGGAGUGUGAGGCUCCCAGCAGAUCUCACAGAUGAGGCAGAAAUUUCACGCAUUGGUGCUCAAAGUAUGGCUGCAACUCCAACCACGAAGUUUUUCCGCAAGACACAGCUCAGAAUGAGCGCCAGGGAAGCUUUUGUCCGCACAGCCAAUGAUGCAGCUCUUCGACGUGCAGAAUUGCGUCGUGUGCGGCCCACCAGAGGGCCUUUCAGAGUUGGCGACUAUGUUUUCUACUAUGAUGAAGCUGACAACACUCCAGGUCCCAAUCACUGGCGUGGUGUCGCCAGGGUCAUUGGCCAUGAAGGAAGUCGGACAGUUUGGAUAUCUCACAGGGGAAUUUUAGUUGCAGCGUCACCUGAGCAUUUGGCACAUGCCAAUGAAGAUGAAAUUAGAGGCUGGAUGGUCACUGCAAAUGAGACGUCACUUCUUGACGCAAUGCCUGCAGCAGGGGGUACUGGCUUUCUUGAUUUGAGAUCCAGACCAACUCCUCCUCUUGAAGGUUUUCCAGAAGCCAUCGAAGAUGCAGAGCAAGCGGAUUUGCCAGAAGUUCCGAGGGAUGAAGAACAACAGCAGGAGCAAGAUGGCAACCCACCGCUAGGUGAUGUCCAGCAGCCGCCAGCAUCAGAAGAUGAUCUUUCAGCAAGCUCAACUUCAGCAGCACGGUUGCAGCUUGAGUCUGAAAGAGAGCAGCGAAAAGAGAGAAGGAAGUUUGAUUUCUUUGAGCAGCAGCAGCGGAGGAGGCAACAAGACAGAGAAAGCAAGAAAGCAAGGUUAGAGACCAUCCCGGAUGUGACCUUGCGUGAGGCCUUUGAAGUUCCGGUUGGCCCUGACUUUGACCCAGAGUUGGAUGAUUUUCACCAAGCAGUUCCCGCAGAAACUCCACCUCCAAUCAUGGAAGCAGAUGAUGUGGAUGAAGCACAGGAAAGAGCAGCGAAACGACUGCGACUUGGAGAAGCCUUGACGCCGUCUGACGCAAACAGUUCCUUUUGUUUUCUGGCUUUGGUGGAGGAUGAUUUCUUAGAGGAACAGUCAAAGGCUUGUUAUCAGGCAAGGGCUAACACUUUUGAGGCGCUUGGUGUUGAUGAAGAGACCUUCCUUUUUGGAGCACAACGUAAUGACUUCUACGACCAAUACAUGCAGUUGUUGGAAAGUUCACUUUCGUCUCAAAGCCAAGACGAUGCUCCUCCACUUGUGAAGAAGAAGGCACGCAAGGAGCUAUAUCUCAAAGAUUUGGACCGAGAAACACGUGUUUUGUUCGACGGUCCGGAAGGAUCAGAUGCCAAAGAAUGGCGAGCAUGGCUUGAGAAAGGUGCAGUAGAAGUUCUUCCUCUUGAAGAAAGCAGAAAAGUGCUCCGAGACAAGCAGCAUUGUCUCAUACCAACAAGGUGGGUGAGAACCAACAAGUCAGAUGGGAAGCCAGAUGAACCUUUCUUCCCGAAGUCCCGUUUAGUUGUGCAAGGUUUCAAAGACCGUUCACUUGGUCAAUUUCGGCGUGAUGCACCCACAGGUUCAGCUCUAGCAGAAGCUAUCGUUUUGUCUCUCUCAGCAGCUUUUGGUUUCAAAAUGGUUUGCAAAGACAUCAAGAAUGCAUACUUUUCUGGCAAAGAGAUAGGCAGAGAACUAUAUCUACUUCCUCCUAAAGGUGGUUUACCAGGAGUUUUGCCAGGACAGGUCAUGAGAGCCAGGAAGGCAAUCUACGGGUUUGCCGAAGCAGCCAGGCUUUUCUGGCUGGCGCUUCGUGAACACUUGCAGAGUGAUGGCUGGUGCGAAUCCAGACUGGAGCCAGCUUUGUUUUACCUGCGAGAUUCUUCAUUGAAGUUGCGCGGCAUCCUUGUGACACACGUGGAUGAUAUCCAGGCUGGGGUUGACGCCGCCUACCUGGAGUCUGCCUUUCAGAAGAGUUCUCUGGCUUUGGAGUUUGCAACCAAUCAUUUCGACAGCUAUACUUUUCGUGGCCGUGAGAUCAAACAAGUUGCAGGAGGUCACAUAGACGUCACCAUGAGCAACUAUGUCAGAAGCAUGCGGCCUGUGAAGAUCGACAGAGAAAGAAGAAAGCAUUUGGAAGCCAGGCUGACCGCUGAGGAGAAAGAGACGAUGCAGUCUUCUUGUGGCGAACUGGGAUGGGUUGCAAGACAGCUCAGAAGUGAUUUGGCCUUCGAGAACGGAUGUCUUCAGAGAAGCAAGUCUGACCCAUGUGUUGCAGAUUUGGUGAGGUUGAGAAUGGCAGUCAGCAGUGCACGGCGAGCAGCCGAUUUUCGACAGCGUUUCUGGUCAGAUGUUGAUCCAUACAAGGCGGUGGUAGUUCAUUUAGCAGAUAGUGGACAUGCCAAUGGAACCCCUGAGAAUGACGACAUCAUGAAGUACAGAUCAGUUGGAGGAUAUUUCCUUUUGCUGGCAAACCCCGGUGUUUCAGAAGGACAGGAAGUCCGGGCCAACGUUCUGGCUUACCAAUCAUCUCAGACGAAACGUGUUUGCAGAAGUACUUUAGCUGCUGAAGCAGCACAUCUGGCAGAGGCAGUCGAAGCAGGUGACUGGCUCAUUGUUGUUUUAGCAGAAGCGCUUUACGGCAAGAUCAACCUCAAGGACUGGGACAAAAUUGUGGAAGAAAGACCGCGCAUCUACGUAACAGAUGCCAGAAGCGUGUUUGAUUACUUGGGCAAAGACUCCACUAGCACAAGCAGUGAUCGUCGCAUGGCUCUGGAAGGCGCUUUGCUGAGAGAGACAGUGCGCCGCAGAAAUGCUGCAGUUAGAUGGAUAGAUGGUGAACAGAACAUGGCAAACAUUUUGACUAAGGCAAAAGCUGACAUGAAUGUCCUUUUUGAAUUCUUGCGAGAUGGGAAGAUUUGUCUCGUCCAGACAGAGGCAAACAAGCAGAUCAAGGAAAAGAAGAGGGCACAGCGGCAGAACCGUCGAAAGGUUUUGAAGGAAGAUCCGAUGAAGCAGAAGAUCAAGGAUGAUCGAAUCAAAAGACUGGCGAGAGAGGUACAAGACAUGAAGCACAGUUCAGAAUCCGAUUCAAAGUCAACAAAAUAA